Molecule: messenger RNA, 1921 nt
Organism: Xenopus laevis (African clawed frog)
Lineage: Eukaryota; Metazoa; Chordata; Amphibia; Anura; Pipidae
Gene: cuzd1.L
Product: CUB and zona pellucida-like domains 1 L homeolog
Source: RefSeq, marked provisional
UUUUUACUGCAAUCAUGCCUUCACUGGAGUGGUUGACAAUCUUUUUUGUUCUUCUUGCACCUUCCCUGGCACAAGAAAAGGCUUCACCAAUUGCAGAACAAUGUGGAGAUGUCCUUACGGAACCCUACCAACCUCUGCAGAUAAAACAAUCAGCGGAUAAAGAUUGUACGUGGGACAUUAAAAGGUCGGCCAAUGAAACCACACGGCUGGUAUUCUCUGUCCUCAAUUUAAACCCUAAUGCAGACUGUUCCCAGGAGAAUGUAACUGUCUCUGAUGAAAAUUUGCAAGUGCUCGGGGUACUCUGCCCAAAUUCACCCCAGAUCUCUGUCUUUGAGGCAGUCGGUGGCCUGUCCGUACGCGUUUUCACUGACUCCAAUACCAGUGACCGGAUUCUCUAUUUGUUUUACAACUCGUUCGCUACAGGAAGCGAGCCUGUGUCCUGUGGAGGAAACACACGUGGUAUCUCUGGAACCAUCUCCAGCCCCAGUUAUCCUAACAGACACCCAGACUUUGCCUUUUGUGUUUGGCACCUGGAUGCACCAAAGAAUACCAAGAUCCAGUUGUCAUUUACUGAAAUCUUUUUAGAAAUAGACCCACUGUGCCGGUUUGACUUCAUUGCAGUGUAUGACGGCCCCUCCACUAGUUCUCCUCUGCUGGAUCUUCUAUGUGGCCGCACCACAGCUCAGCUGGAAACCUCCUCCAAUUCUGUGACGUUGAUGCUGAGCGCAGAUUACGCCAAUUCCUACUUUGGAUUCUCUGCUGCUUAUAAAGCUUUACCGAAAUCCAAUACAACCUCCUUGUCCUGCUCUGGAGAUGAAAUGACAGUGAUCAUUAAUCCAUCAUACCUUGAAAGCCUGGGAUAUACAGCAGAUGAACUGACGCUGACCGAUACAGCUUGCGGACCUCUAUCCAGCAACCCUGUUGCAUUUAUUGUUCCAUACCAGACUUGUGGGACAGUCAGAAAGUUGGAAGAUCAUACAAUCUCAUACACAAACACCAUUUCGGCAUCUUUAGCCAGAGGGCUGAUCACUAGACGUAAGCAGGUUCAGAUUAUUGUGACGUGUGAAUUGGACGGCAAUACGGUUGUGGAGAUAAUGUACACGACAGAGGAUGAUAUUAUUCAGGAGCAGCGGGACACCAGCAGAUACGACGUCGGUCUGUCCUUCUUUACCUCCGAGACCUUUGUUACCCCAGUGCUGGAAUCUCCCUACUUUGUGGAUCUAAACCAGACGCUUUUCUUACAAGCCACACUGCAUCUCCCAGACCCACAGCUGACUGUCUUCACUGACUCCUGCUUUGCCUCUUCUGAACCCAAAUUCCAAGCUGCAACGUAUGAUCUCGUCAGACAAGGCUGUGCGAAGGAUGAUACCUAUCACAACUUUCCAUCUGGCAGUGGUUUUGCACGUUUCAGUUUCGGCGCAUUCAAGUUCCUGCACUUGCACAAUUCUGUUUAUCUCAAGUGCCGUGUAGUGAUCUGUGAUACGAAUGACACUGCAUCACGCUGCAAUCAGGGCUGUAUUACCCGGCAUCGCAGGGACCUGGGCUCAAGCAAGUGGAAAGCAAAUGCUGUCGUGGGACCAAUCCGUCUGGGCCAUCAUACUCACAAUGACAUUUCAGAAUCUAUCGGUGAGGAGAAUGGAUCCAAAGCAGAACACGGCAGUUUCUAUUUGUUUGGAAUCCUUGUUUUAGUGGCCAAUGUUCUCAUAGUGUCACUGGUAGUGCUGCGCUCCUCUAGGAAACAACGCGCUGCUUACAGAUACCAUCCUGUACCCACUCAGUAACAUGAAAAUAAAAUCCUCUCUCUAUAGGGAUGGCCUUCAUCUCAGGUGGAAACACAUUAAAGGGGUCGUCACCUUCCAAAACUUUUUUCAGUUCAGUUGUUUUCAGAUUGUUUACCAGAAAUAAAGAGUUUUUCCAAUUA